AUGGCACUUGAUGAUCAAGGAGUUGGGUAUUCUUCAAGUUGUUCUCGUUCAAAUAGGAAACACAAGUAUGACGUGUUUUUAAGUUUUCAAGGAGAAGCCACUCGUAAGAGUUUUACAGACCACUUAUAUGCUGCUUUGUGUCACAAUGGACUGAUAACUUUUAGAGAUGAGGAAGAGCUUGGAAGGGGAGAAGUUAUCAAACCAUGUUUGCUUCAAGCAAUAGAAGAAUCUUUGUCUGCAAUUGUUGUUCUAUCUAAAAACUAUGCUACUUCCACAUGGUGUUUAGAUGAGCUCCAAAAGAUCCUUGAUUGUAAGAAAGAGUUAGGCCUUCAUAUAUUUCCAAUCUUUUAUGGCAUGGAUCCAUCUGACGUUCAGCAUCAAAAAGGAAGUUUUACAAAAGCCUUUGAAGAGCUUGAACAGAAAUUUGCACAUGACAAAGUGAAGGUGCAAAGAUGGAGGGAUGCUUUGAGAGAAGUUGCUGACUUGGCUGGCUGGAGCUCUGAAAAUUGGUAUGAAACGAAACUCAUUGAGAUAGUUACUGAAAAGGUAAGGUCAAGAAUACAUGGUCAACCACCAUUCGAUUCAAAUGAUGAAGGUGUUGAUGAUGGACUUGUUGGAAUUGAUGAGAAAAUCGCAGAUUUUGAUUCAGUUCUGGCAAUACAUCAGAGGAAGUUCAAUUUAUCGGAAUAUGGGGAAUGGGAGGUUUGUCAGUAUGAAAUGAAUUUCUUAAGUCACGAUGAAUCCCUUCAACUUUUUAUUCAAAUAGCUUUCAAAGGAGAUCAGCCAAAUGAAGAUUAUUUAGAGCUUUCUAGAAGGGCGAUUAAUUCUGCUCAAAACCUUCCUUUGGCAAUCAAAGUGCUUGGUUCAUUUCUUUGUGGAAGAAGCAUACCAGAAUGGGAGAAUGCACUUAAGAAGAUUCCUUUAGACCGCCUUUUUGAUAUAUUUAAAGUGAGCUUUGAUGGACUGCGAUAUAAUGAGAAGAAUAUAUUCUUAGAUAUUGCUUGCUUUUUCAAUGGCUUGAGCAAGGUUGAUGUCAUACAAAUUUUAGAAAAUAGUGGUCUUCACCCAAUAAUCGGAAUAAGAAUUCUCAUUGAGAAAUCAUUGGUAAUUGAAGCUGAAGGGUGCUUGAGGGUGCAUGAUAGGCUUCAAGAAAUGGGCAAGGAAAUUGUUUUUCAUGAAUCACCCAAUGAUGCUGGCAACCGUAGUAGGAUAUGGUCCUUGGAGGAUGCUAGUCUUGUGCUUAGAAAUAUGAGGGGAACUGAAGCAAUCCGUGUCAUAGAUUGGAAGGAGUAUCCUUUAGAUUCCCUUCCAGGUCAAACUCAAUUUGAUGAACUUGUUGAUCUUAAAAUGCAAGACAGCAAAUUAAAAGAACUUUUGAGAGGAACUGAUCAGUUUCUACAAUGUUUGAAAUUCAUUGAUUUGAGUCAUUCAACAAGCCUGAUCAGAACACCAAAUUUUGAUAAAACUCCUAAUCUUCGAAGACUAAUUCUUAAAGGGUGUACCAAGCUUAUUGAAGUUCACCAAUCUCUCGGGCGCCACAAGAAUCUUGUCAUUGUUGAUUUUAAAGGCAUGGAACAUUUAUCUGAGCUUGAUUUAGAGGGGACUGCUAUAUCUAAACUACCUCAAUCAUUGGUCAAUUUGAUUGGUCUUGCUCUAUUAAAUCUAGAGGAUUGCAAAAAUCUGGUUUGCUUUCCCAGAGAUUUUCAGAAGUUGGAAGCUCUAAAGAAGAUCAACAUAUCUGGUUGCGCAAAGUUUUCAAGGCUUCCAGAGAAUUUGAAUGAAAAUAAGGUAUUGGAAGUGCUUGAUAUGGGUGGUACUGCCAUAAAAGAAGUGCCUUCAUCCCUCAAUAAUUUAAAAGUAUUAUAUCUUAGCAGAUGCAAUGGUUAUGCACAAUCAUCAUCAUCAUCAUGGAAUCACUAUUGCUUCCUUCUCAAGCAGGCAUUUAGGCUUCAAAGGCCUUCAACUUCAACAAAGUUUUUGUGGUCUCCAUCUUUUUCAAGUCUAUCAUCUUUGGUCGAGUUAGAUUUAAGUUCUUGUAAUCUUGAUGAUGAAUCACUAUCCAGUGAAAUCAGCAAUUUAUCAUCAUUGAGAAUAUUAGACUCGAUGCCAGUAUGUCAAGACUCAGAUGAUGAUGAUGAUGAUGGAUGGACACUUUACAGAUUAAAUGACUUAUCUGGUGCAAUUUUGACUUGGAACAAUUCACAAGAUGACUUCUUCAUCCAACCUACUCGCAUAUUAAUUAUUUCUGGUAGCGAAGUGCCAUCAUGGUUUCACAAUCGAAGUUAUUUUUGUGCGGAAGAUUUCUCAGUUCUCUCUUUUGGGCCAAGAAAUGUGUCAUUCAUUGCAAACAGGCGUGAUUCAUGCGGCUCAAGUAGUGAAUGGUGGGGCAUAGCAGUUUCAGGAAAUGAAUAUCCAGAUUCGUACCGUUUCUGUGGCACUUUUAAUCAAUCCAUAAGUCGCCAUCAACUAUUUAUCAUCUACAUUCGUUUUUCCUGCUCAUUUGUUAUGGAACAACCACUUCAAAUGGCGUUUUCUAUACAUGAGAAGUCAGUUUUUCAAAUAGGGCAGUAUGGGUGGCGUGUAGUGUGUAAAGAAGAUGUUGAGAGUUGGCGAAACAAUAUUGAUGAAGGCUGUAGUUUCAGCACUGAUGAUAAGUUCAUUGAUGAUACUAGAUGA
Messenger RNA from Neltuma alba, 2676 nucleotides. RefSeq names its product TMV resistance protein N-like. Gene Ontology annotation, molecular function: ADP binding. The record is from RefSeq and is a predicted model, not a curated record. Gene Ontology annotation, biological process: signal transduction; defense response. The transcript has 10 exons. Lineage: Eukaryota; Viridiplantae; Streptophyta; Magnoliopsida; Fabales; Fabaceae. Bases 1 to 2676 code for a protein of 891 amino acids.